Molecule: messenger RNA, 757 nt
Organism: Arabidopsis lyrata subsp. lyrata
Lineage: Eukaryota; Viridiplantae; Streptophyta; Magnoliopsida; Brassicales; Brassicaceae
Product: glycine-rich protein 5
Exons: 1
Coding region: 1-477 (158 amino acids)
Source: RefSeq, a predicted model, not a curated record
AUGUGGUCUCUCUCGGCCUUUAAAAGGACCCAACGUAUCUCCCAGAUUUUGGGCAAGGCAACAAACAUAAUCAACUUAAAUCUUAUCUACUUUCUAUUUCUUUUUAAAUCAAAAUUACCGUUCUUGACUAUGGCGAAGUGGUUUUUCACUAUCUUCUUGGUUUUUGCCCUAGCAGCAGCUUUAGCUUGUGGUGCAAGAAACGUCCCAGUAGGCCUCUCUGACCAGAAGAACUACCUCGGAUAUGGUGGCGGAUAUUCCGGCGUUGGAGACAAUGGUUUGCCAUUCGGUGGCGUCGGUGGAGGUGUAUCUGGUCCCGGAGGUAAUCUUGGUUAUGGGGGAUUUGGCGGUCUUGGUGGGGGCUUAGGAGCUGGUUUGGGCGGUGGAGUAGGCAGUGGAUUAGGCGGUGGCUUAGGUGGUGGAAGUGGAAUUGGUGCCGGAACCGGUGGAGGAAGUACCGGAGGAGUUCAUUUCCCUUGAGUUGUUACUGUGGUUUUAAGGCGUCAUACGGUCCUUAAGCCAGGUCUAGCUUAAGAUGAUGUCAUAAUAAUAAUUUAUCAUAUCUUUUUAGGGUUUUAAACUUUGGUAUUAUCAUUAGCUGUUUAACGUGCGUCUUAAGUUACUAUAUUUAACGUAUGUUUGAAUCAGUCUAGUGUCUUGUCGUGUGAUGGCUUGGUCUAUUUUCAAAUUCUACUUUGACUUUUUUCGAGUGUUUCACUAAAUGAGUUAAUGCAACAUCUAUGAUUACUUUUCGUUAUUA